AUGCAGGUGAUCGAGGACAGUGCGGCGCUCUUUCGCCGGUGCGGGGUCUCGAUCGGGUUCCGCACACUGGCGGAGGAAGUGCUCUCUCCGCUGCAGAAGAGCGGACAGAUCCGCAGCGAGAACCUGCACGCCAACCGCUACACCCUCGCCGGCAGCCCCGCCUCCGCUGCUGCCGCUGCCGCCGCGACCGACGGUGGUGCCGGCAAGGCCCAGAGCAAGGCCAAGGCCAAGGCCAAGGGCAACAAGAAGGACGCGGCGGCGGUGGACGAAGCGGCGUGGCGGCGGGCGCUCGAGGAGUGCCUCGCGCUGGGGUCGCCCGAGGCCCGCAUCUGGCGCAUGGUGGGCGGAGGCUGCGACCAGCCGACGCCGCUCACCGUCGAGGAAGUCGGGAUGCGAACGGUAGAGCCCAUAUUCAAGGGCGCCAUGAUGGAAGCCAAGAAGAACGGCUGGGUGGAGGUGACCAAAGACAAAGCCACAGGGCAAGUGACGGUGCAAGUGACAGCCAAGCACCAGCAGCACAUCACCGAUCGGGUCCAGGACAUUCUGCGAUUUGUAUCUGAGGCCGGAGUCAACGAUGGCGGGGAAGACGCGGUGGUGAAGGCCUUCUCGAAGGAGGAGGUCGCCGCGCUGAAGAAGCGACGCUUCAUCGAGCAGACCUCGUUCACGUUCCAUCGCAUCAGCCGCGGGCCUCGCUUCACCCCCGAGUGGGCCUCGCAGGCCGACGAUCUCACCGCCCAACACAUCGCCAGCGGGUCGUGGGCAGACGUGGAGCUCAAGCGCUAUGACUUUGACCGGCAGGUCAGGCCGGCCGUGGUGGCGGGCGGCUUCCAUCCCAUGUACCGCCUGCAGGCCCUGGCGCGGGCAGCGAUGCUGGAGAUGGGGUACGCGCCGCCCAUUCUUACAUUGGUGGGCGCCGAACUAAACUUUAGAGACAGGUUCGAGGAGCUGCCCCGUGGCACGGGCUACGUCGAAUCGGUCGCGUCGGCGUCGCUCGGCCGCGAAGAGUUUUACGCGGAGGAGGAGCGCGAGGCGACGUUGGGCGUCAAGCAGGCGGCGGUCAUAAUCGCCGAAGAUGGCACGGGCGACGACGCGCUCAUCCUGCGCAACAGCCACUAUUCGCUGUUGGCCCGCGUGCUCUCUUCGAUGAGGCCCGGAGGCGUCGAUGGCUCGCUCAAGCUCUUCGUGGUGGAGCGCGCCUUCGUUCGCCAGGCCAAGACCAAGCGGAAGGACAGGACGGCCCGAGCGGACCCCUCGUCUCCCCGACAGACGCAGCGACGGGUGCUCCGCCGGAAGGCGCAGCAAGCCGAACAGCUCCGCCUGUCGGGCUUUGUCGUCGUGGCCGACGGUGAGCCGACCCUGCCCGAUCUGCUGGGCACCCUGCACACCGUCUGCGCCAAGCUAGGGCUGGAGAGUGACCGGUAUCGGGUGCGGCCGUGCCCGAUCGAGGGUAGCUCAUGCGGAGCCAAGCUCCUCUUUGAGGGAGCCCUCAAGACAGGACAGCCCGCGUUGCACCUGGGCCGGGCCGGGCUUCUCCACCCACUUAUUGUCGCGCGGCUGCUGGUUCCUCGGGAGCCGCAAGCACCGUCACCAUCACCUACAACUCUAAGUGGUGUGAUGUGGUGGGAGUUCUCGCUGGAAGCGCUCGGCGAGGCUCUUGGCCACUCCGCCUCUUCUUCUGUCUUCGAAUGGUUGGGUGCUACCUAA
Molecule: messenger RNA, 1704 nt
Organism: Acanthamoeba castellanii str. Neff
Lineage: Eukaryota; Discosea; Longamoebia; Acanthamoebidae
Exons: 6
Coding region: 1-1704 (567 amino acids)
Source: RefSeq, a predicted model, not a curated record